AUUCUCCCAUGCACGUUAGUUCAUGGCUAUACACCAAGCUCGAUCUACUAUAUAUACUAAGCUUACCAUCAUCUAUUUUGCAUCAAAACUUACCUUGCAAUUUAUAACAAAGAUUUCAAUUUUGAUCUCUUUGGCUCAUUUUUUAUUAUUAAGCUACUCAUGGCUUCUGCAGUGUUCCAAAUUUUUGCGAUUUUAUCUGUCAUUUUUCUGUUUGCAUGUGCUACUAAUGCGCAACUUUCGCCUUCUUUUUACUCUAGUACAUGCCCUAAUCUCCAAGGUAUAGUACGUAAUGCAAUGAGACAAGCUAUAUCUAAAGAACCGCGUAUGGGAGCCUCUAUACUUCGAUUGUUCUUUCAUGAUUGUUUUGUAAACGGUUGUGAUGCAUCUGUACUUCUUGAUGAUACGAAUUCCUUCACCGGAGAAAAGAAUGCAUUUCCGAAUCAAAAUUCAAUUAGAGGUUUCGAGGUUAUUGAUACUAUAAAAUCAAAUGUAGAAGCAGCUUGUAGUGGAACAGUUUCAUGUGCUGACAUCUUAGCACUUGCAGCUCGGGAGGGGGUGCUCUUGUUAGGAGGCCCUUCAUGGACAGUACCAUUAGGAAGAAGGGAUGCAACAACAGCUAGCCAAAGUACCGCCAAUUCCAACCUCCCACCACCCACAGCCAGCCUCAGUACGUUGAUCUCCCUAUUCGCCGCCCAAGGCUUAAACGCCCGUGACAUGACCGCCCUCUCCGGGGCCCACACUAUCGGCCAGGCUCGAUGCUCCAGCUUCCGGACACACAUCUACAACGAAACCAACAUUAACCCUAACUUUGCCACCUUGCGCAAGAGAACAUGUCCAGGCCCUGCCUCCGGUACAGGCGACAACAACCUAGCUCCACUUGACAUCCUAUCACCUAAUCGAUUCGACAAUGGUUACUUCCAAGACCUUUUGGUUAGGCGUGGGCUUAUGCACUCGGACCAGGAGUUGUUCAAUGGUGGAUCACAAGAUGCAUUGGUUAGGUUAUAUAGCACCAAUUUUCGAGCUUUUGUUAACGAUUUUGCUAAUGCAAUGGUUAAGAUGGGGAAUAUUAGUCCUCUUACUGGAUCAAAUGGAGAGAUUAGGACAAAUUGUAGAGUUAUUAAUUAAUUAAUUAUUCUUUUAAAUUGAUAGUUAAUAAUAAUAAGGUUCAAAAUGGACCAGUACGUAGACUGUAGGAAGUUAUUAUCAUGUAUGUCAUCAAAUUAAAGGUAGAUAUUUGCUUACGAUUUGUAACCUUGAAUUAUCUAUGCGGUCGUACGCAACUACACAUGUUCAUCAAUCAAACAUAAACAUCUUAAUAAAUUAGAAUUUGUUCG
This is a messenger RNA of Chenopodium quinoa (quinoa), 1334 nucleotides long. Its product is annotated as peroxidase P7-like. Gene Ontology annotation, molecular function: heme binding; peroxidase activity. The record is from RefSeq and is a predicted model, not a curated record. Bases 160 to 1125 code for a protein of 321 amino acids. The transcript has 3 exons. Lineage: Eukaryota; Viridiplantae; Streptophyta; Magnoliopsida; Caryophyllales; Amaranthaceae. Gene Ontology annotation, biological process: response to oxidative stress; hydrogen peroxide catabolic process.